Cylindrotheca closterium is the source of this 318-nucleotide messenger RNA. Lineage: Eukaryota; Bacillariophyta; Bacillariophyceae; Bacillariales; Bacillariaceae. The record is from the annotation of a GenBank genome assembly.
AUGUGCAACAACAGCAACAACAACAAAGCUGUUUCUUUCUCUUGCUCCCUCGACUUGAGCACCCAAACUGCAAGGGAUUCGUUUCGAACGUGCGCGCAAGAGAGGCCAUCCACCGACGAGAACAGCAAGCAACUCAUUGAAAGCGCUUUGGAGGCUGUCCUAGACGAGCAAGUCGAUCAAUGGGCCGCCGGGGAGUCCGAUCCCGAGCGUAUGGCAACCGUGUACCGCCGGAAAUCUGCCUCCAGUCAGGUCAAGGCCAUUGUCCAUGGCUUGAAGUUGCAACAAGAAGCUGAAGCUUCUAUGUUUACCGGUGAAUAA